Molecule: messenger RNA, 633 nt
Organism: Nerophis lumbriciformis (worm pipefish)
Lineage: Eukaryota; Metazoa; Chordata; Actinopteri; Syngnathiformes; Syngnathidae
Source: RefSeq, a predicted model, not a curated record
AUGGUGGCCUCCCGCCGACGCGAGCCCCUCGCCAUGAGCGGCGGGACCACUUCGGAAGAAAGGGUCUCACAGUCGGACUGCACCCCGCAUCACUUCAAGCCUUUCAGCUCACACGCGCACUACCAGCAGGUGAUGUGCGCAGUGAGUAAACUCCAGAAGAGCGGAUUCUACUGGGGUGCAGUGGGGGGUCGCGAGGCCAGCUCCCUACUCCGCUCGGAGCCCCCGGGGACCUUCCUGAUUCGGGACUCGUCAGACAACCACCAUUUCUUCACUCUGUCGGUGCAGACGGACCGCGGCACCAAGAACCUGCGCGUCCACAGUGAGGUCAGCGGCUUCUUCCUGCACGUUGACGCGCAGUGCGCCCAACAGCCGCCGCGAUUCGACUGCGUGCUCAAACUCAUCGCGCACUACAUGGGCAAAGGCCCCGCUGAGCCCGGCUCUGGCCGCACCGCCUAUCUGAUCCACACCGGCGGUGAGCGGAUCCCGCUAGAGCUGCGGCGGCCCCUCUUCAACUCCCUGUCGUCCCUGCAGCACAUGUGCAGGAGGACCCUGAACAGCCAGGGCCUUGGCGGGGCCGAGCGGCUGCCGCACACGCUCAGAGACUUCCUUGAGGAGUACGACGCCCCGAUAUGA